Molecule: messenger RNA, 855 nt
Organism: Caenorhabditis elegans
Lineage: Eukaryota; Metazoa; Nematoda; Chromadorea; Rhabditida; Rhabditidae
Source: the annotation of a RefSeq genome assembly
AUGAUUGUGUUUCUUGUGAAAUACUUUUUUUUAAAUUUUAACCCAAAUUCGGCACUUUUCCAGACUACGUGGUUAUGUGGUCUCUUCUAUUCUCCCUGAAUUUAUUUUAAUUUAAAAAAAGUUUGAUUUUAAACUGAUCUUUAGUGAACCAAUUAACAAUCUGGGUGCAUAUCGUUUCCGUGGUGGAAUUGCAAUGGUCAAUUUGAACGAAUGUUCCUUGAAUGUGAGAGAACACACUGCUCACAAAAUUUUCAACAAGAACCUCGUGGUGAAAUUGUAUGGAGACGUACAAAAUUUGGGGACGAAUAACGGAAAUCUGCAAUCUUUUUUCCCUGACUAUGUGCUUUUGGAGGGAAUAGUCGCUGAUUAUCAUUUCCUUGAUGAGGAAUAAGAUCCGUAUGAGAUCUUCACCCGAAAUCGUGUGUGCAUCAUGGAUGCAAAAUGGGUCACUCUCUACCAUCUCAAGUCGCUCAAAUUUAUUCGGCUCGUGCUGUACGAUUCUAUGCUAACAGAAAGAGACGUGAACGAGUUCAUCAAGCACUGGCUCAAUGGGAAAUGGGUACAAUUGCACCGAUUCGAGAUUCGUCACACUAGUCGUGAGGGAUUUGAUUUGGAAAUCCUCAGAUCGAGAUUAAAUGUGAAGAAAUGGAAUAAAAAUCUCAGAAAUGGAUAAUGGACUGUCAUCAAAAUCCCUAUCUCCUGGACACUCGUAAAGAACUCGAUAUGAUUAAACCUGACGGAACGCUUGCAACAAUUGUGAAUAGACCUGAUACAUUUCGGUUCAUUGUCUGGCCCGAUCAUCCCCUUCAGCUUAACUAUCGUACUAGAUCUGAUACUGUUGCACAUAAGUUCUAA